Messenger RNA from Lichtheimia ornata, 945 nucleotides. RefSeq lists its product as uncharacterized. Gene Ontology annotation, cellular component: SNARE complex; endoplasmic reticulum. Gene Ontology annotation, molecular function: SNAP receptor activity. Gene Ontology annotation, biological process: retrograde vesicle-mediated transport, Golgi to endoplasmic reticulum. The transcript has 5 exons. The record is from RefSeq and is a predicted model, not a curated record. Bases 1 to 945 code for a protein of 314 amino acids. NCBI's taxonomy places the organism in Eukaryota, Fungi, Mucoromycota, Mucoromycetes, Mucorales, Lichtheimiaceae.
AUGAAUACAUCGGCCGAAGCCAAGUUUCGUUCACUCAGCAAACGUGCAGCAGAAUGUCAACGACAAAUUGGACGCUUGAGCAAUGUGGACUCUGUACGCAUCCGUGAAGAAACGGCGGCUCAAAUACGUAGCGAUCUGCGUCAACUCGAUCAGGACAUCAAGUUCGUACACCAGCUUAUUGAGCAAGAAGACGAAGAGUCCUCAAGGAAGAUACUCUUGAACAAGCUCAAGGAAUACGAGCAACAGUUUUCACAACUUCAAUCAUCAUCAAGAAAUGCUUUAUGGGCCUCAAAACGACGUCUAGAAGAGCAGGAACAGCAGAUGCGAUUUGAGCUUUUCGGCAAGAAGGAUCAACACGACUUUGAACAAUAUCAGCUCAAGCUACGCAGGAACCAAGGGCAGGAUGAAUCAUUGCUACGAGCCCAUACCGAUGUCACUGAAGCUUUACGAAGAACGAGUACAUUGAUGCAACAAGAGCUGGAGAAAAGUUCUUAUUCGACAAGCAUGCUUGUUGAUUCAUCACGCACCCUUCACUCGACAUAUUCCGAAUAUCAAAAUUUUGGAUCUCUUUUGACUAUAUCGAAGCGACUGGUUGGGCAAUUGGAGACCGCGGAUUGGUUGGAUCGUCUUUCGUUGCUCUUUGGUCUUAGUGUUUUCAUGCUGGUGGUUGCAUACAUUAUCAAAAAGCGGACGUAUGACGUUGGAAUUUCAUGGGCAUCAUGGAUCAUGGGCAAAACAUCUGCAUCCAAAAGAGCUGCAUCAUUUGCUGGGGAAACUUUGGCAACAGCAACAUCCUCUCUCAUGGCAACGGCAACGAGUAGCACAAUCUCCUCCUCUUCCUCCUUAUCCUCCACAACCAACUCGAUCAUUUCCUCCUCAACUACCACAACAACAAUGUAUACCAUAGAGACUACGCUUUCAGCACUAUUGAAGGACGAGCUCUAA